CAGGCUACCAAGAAGCAACCACUAUUUGUGCUUUCCGCAAUGAAUAUGGAGAUGGUCAUCGACUCUCCAAUUGCUGGAACCGUCAAGGCUAUCCAUGCACCACAAGGAACCAAAUGUAGUGCCGGAGACUUUGUAGUUGAAGUUGAACCAUG
Caenorhabditis elegans is the source of this 152-nucleotide messenger RNA. NCBI's taxonomy places the organism in Eukaryota, Metazoa, Nematoda, Chromadorea, Rhabditida, Rhabditidae. The record is from the annotation of a RefSeq genome assembly.